AUGCAGGACUGCAUACCCGCUGUGCGGGACAUCCUCCUUGGCGGCGACCAGGGGCUGCAGCACUUCACUGCUGCUGGCAGCGCCGUGUGGCUCGCGUCGGACUCGGAGGCGCCUUUGGAGCAGGUGUUGCUGGACACGCACCUCGUCUCUCGCCUCAGUGGCAUCGUCUGCUCGUGCGGCGCGGUUGUACUCUCGGGCUGCCGCAACCCGCCUUGCGGGGCCCCGCGCGGCACGGGAACGCCGAGGAGCGCCGCGGCGCAGGUGGACGUCGCGAUGGGCGUCGAGGCGCUGGCAGGGCAGUUUCCAGCCGACGGGGUGCCCCCCCACUCCCGCGGUUGA
Molecule: messenger RNA, 339 nt
Organism: Prorocentrum cordatum
Lineage: Eukaryota; Dinophyceae; Prorocentrales; Prorocentraceae
Source: the annotation of a GenBank genome assembly